AUGUUCACUCCACCGUGAGAUCGAGUCCAGUGUGCGCCGCAAACCCGGGAUGGAAAUUGAAAACAGGAAUGGCGACGGUACAACUGCACUGCCCGAGCUAAAGAUCAAUGAAUUCUCAUGUGAUGUUGUAGACCAGACGAACGGGUAUUAAUAGCACCCGGCUUCAAACGUAGACGGACCACCAGUCAGGGCAACCAUGGAAAUCUUUGGGAAUUCAGAGCGCUUUAAGGUUUUUCCACCACUGGAAUUAGGAAAUGACAGUACGUCUCCGAUACUUUAAAGGCAACUUUUACAUCUAACGUUUGUUUUGGAUCGCCGGCUUUCAAUGAACAUGUCUAAAUGGACUCGUAGUUUUAGGUCGUGACUCGGUGAGAAAUUAACGUUAACGCAAGCUGAUCUUUAACUUAACGUACAAAACACGAUACGUCAGCUAAGUUAGUUUCGCUGUAUGUUUUACUUGCUUUUGAUUUUACGGGUACGAUUUUAACAUUAAAUUUGCGUUUUUACAAAUUUUAAUAGAAAUGGGAUUUUUUUAUGUAUUGUUUAUGACGUCGGGUAAUCUUUAGAACAGCUAUAUAUAUAACUUAUAUAUAUUUUACAACGAAACCAACAACCUGUAAAAAUGAGAUCUCUGGCCCCGGGCAUCAAACUCAUUACCUCUUUCUCCAGAGACAGCUGGUACAGAUUCUCCAUUCUCAUCCUAACGUUCGUCUUCUACACCAGCUACCACCUCUCUCGAAAGCCUAUCAGUAUUGUCAAGAGUCAGCUGCACAGAAACUGCUCUUAUGUUAUUCAUCCAGCAGACCUCAACAUCACCGACAAUGACACCUGGUGUGAUUGGGCUCCUUUUGGUGAACCAGAAAAUUACCAGAACCUAUUUGGAGUGUUGGACAACUGCUUCCUCGUUGCAUAUGCUAUCGGCAUGUUCUUUAGUGGGAUGUUUGGAGAGCGACUGCCCUUGCGUUACUACCUAAGCUCAGGGAUGCUUCUCAGUGGCCUUUUCACUGCUCUUUUUGGCCUGGGAUUUUACUGGCGAAUCCAUUCUUUCUGGUAUUAUUGCUUGAUUCAGGCCUUAAAUGGGCUGGUGCAAACUACAGGCUGGCCGGCAGUGGUAGCGUGUGUUGGGAACUGGUUUGGGAAGGGAAAGCGUGGGUUCAUCAUGGGAAUCUGGAAUUCUCACACCUCAGUGGGAAACAUUCUUGGUUCGCUCAUUGCUGGUGUCUAUGUGUCGUCCGCGUGGGGCCUGUCAUUCAUUGUGCCUGGUAUCAUCAUCGCUUGCACUGGAGUCAUCUGCUUUUUCUUCUUGGUUGAAAAACCUGAAGAUGUGAACUGUACUCCACCACAACACCAUGAAAGUGUGGAGCAGGAGCCUCUGUUGAGGAACUCAUCCAGUAAUGAGGAGAUCUUCAGCAGUCACACCUCCACAGCCGUGGAGCCGGUGGAAGAUCACACAGAAGCCAUCAGCUUCUGCGGAGCGCUCAAGAUUCCUGGUGUGGUGGAGUUCUCCUUGUGUUUGCUUUUUGCCAAGUUGGUCAGCUACACCUUCCUAUACUGGCUUCCUUUAUACAUCUCUAAUAUUGCUCAUUUUGAUCCGAAAGAAGCUGGCGACCUAUCUACAUUAUUUGAUGUGGGAGGAAUCGUGGGUGGCAUACUGGCUGGAUUGAUAUCAGACUACAGCGGGGGCCGAGCCACUACUUGCUGGGCCAUGUUGAUUAUUGCUGCUCCUAUGCUGUUCCUGUUUAAUAAGAUCGGCCAGAAUGGCUUGCCAACCACUAUCGGCAUGUUGCUGUGGUGUGGUGCUCUCGUGAAUGGACCCUACGCCCUCAUCACCACUGCUGUGUCAGCUGACUUAGGAACCCACGAGUGUCUGAGAGGGAACUCUAGGGCACUGUCCACUGUGACCGCCAUUAUUGACGGCACUGGAUCAAUAGGUGCCGCUGUUGGGCCUCUGUUGGCUGGUCUGAUCUCUCCCACCGGUUGGAACAAUGUUUUCUAUAUGCUCAUUACUGCUGAUGUUCUGGCCUGCCUGCUGUUGUCCAGACUCGUCUAUAAGGAGAUCAGAGGAUGGUGCGGAUACACUACAAGGCAGAGAGGGUGAAUAUCCCUAAUUCACUCUUGUUCUUUGCAUUUAUGAUGAAAUAUGUUCAAAGAGAUCUGAGGAACAAGUGAAUAUCACACCUGCGACGGAAAAUUACCUGCAGCAUAACGACAAAAAGGGACCAAGGAUUGAUCCAGCACGCCAAGCCUCUUUAAGCCCCUGGGUUAUUUUAUAUGAAAAUUGUAACCUGAGACUUUCAUCCUUUUAUACUGACAAUGGAACAAAGCUCAGCUGCGGCAGCGAAGGAGGAGGAGAGUUACACACUCCCUCGUCCACACGUCACCUGAGCCAGAUGAACACAAGAUAAUCACUAAGCUCCUUCAUUUUAAUACAGGAUGUUUUAGGGACUGAUGCUUAAUACAAAUGUACCCUUUUUCUUGCAGUAAAAUAUGCCAUCAGUGCUCAGUCCUUUUAUCUGCGCCGUGUUUGUGAUUAUUCAUAACCUCACUUCACGUUUGUUAUUGGCCUGGCUCUCCGUGCGAUUGAGUUGUACAUGCGUAUGUGUGUUUGAACAAGACCUGAAUAAGUAUUGCUCUAGGUAGUGAGGUCGUAUUUGUGUACAUACACACUUAAUCACACAUAAUCCCUGAGGCUUCAUAUGUAUAGAAGAACGCUAGCUGGCUUUCUUGCUUUAGGGUCCAGAUACUAUCAGCUUUUGCCAAAAUGAAACAGCAUGUGAAAGGCAAACAGUCAUCUGUGAUAAAUCAUUUCUGGACACUUUGAUGAUUCUUGACUGCACAUUAGUUUAAAAGUAAAUUAUGCCAUUGGCCAUAAGAAAUUUUGCAUUAAAAAAAAAAAUAAUAAUAAGUUCAUAUCCAGGUCAUAAUACCAUUGAACAGCUUGUUUGGCCUUUUUUUUAGCAUAAAUUUAAAUCGUAAAAAAUAAUAUAUUAAACCGAGAAAAUGCACAAGAUGGCAUUCAAACCCAUGAGAUCAUUGUUUUGGAUGACAGAAAUUGCAAUCAUUUAUGUAAUUAACUAAUUAGAUUAAAUAAUUAAUUGUAAUAGUGUAAAUGUAUGAAAAUUGACAAUUUGCCCUAACCUCAUUUUUUUGUUGUUGUUGUUAUUAAAUCGACACUAUAAUUCA
Pimephales promelas (fathead minnow) is the source of this 3183-nucleotide messenger RNA. The record is from RefSeq and is a predicted model, not a curated record. Lineage: Eukaryota; Metazoa; Chordata; Actinopteri; Cypriniformes; Leuciscidae.